CACAAUGAAGAAUAUUUGUCAGCUGACCAGAAAUGAGGUGGGCUAUGAAAUGGAUUUCAGUGUCGGUGUAACACUUCUACAGAGACAGGAGCAGCAGCCACAUCACAGGAUCUGAACAGUUGGACUGAUCUCUACCAGAUACAGCAACACUCUCCCCGACUAUGGCUCUUCAACAAACACCGUCUGUAUUUGCCUUUCUGGACAAGCACAAGUAAACCUUUCUGCUCACCACUUCCUGUCUUACUGUUCUUCUAUUGCCUCAACCUUCCCUUUCUUUUGUCUUCGCUUUUGUGAGCGUUGCUUAUUCUGUCUGUGAAAAUGGACGACACAGAGCCAGUGCAACCCAGCCUCAACUCCUCCUAUAUUCCCACUGGUCUUGGCAACCACCAAGUAUCUGAGGAUGAGGAGAGCGAGGACCCCUCUGCAUCACUCUUACCCAAACAUUCGUCAGUGCCUCUGGCCGUGCGCUACAGCCCAGAGGACUCUUAUUGUUUGGUGUACAUAAUCUUCUUUCUGCUGGGCAUUGGCUCCCUGCUGCCCUGGAACUUCUUCAUAACAGCCAAACACUACUGGCUCUACAAACUGAGUAACAACACUGGUCGCAGCGGUAAUGAGGAGCAACGUUCGGACCUCAGUGAUUACUUUGAAAGUUAUCUGGCCAUUGCCUCCACGGUGCCCUCGGUGCUGUCUCUGAUACUCAACUAUCUCCUAGUCAACAGGUUGUCUUCCAGUGUGCGGAUCCUGUCGUCUCUUUUUGUCAUCCUGUUGGUGUUUGUGCUGACCACGGUGCUGGUGAAGAUAGACGUGUCUGACAGCAGGGUGGAGUUCUUUAUUGGCACGCUGGCCUGUGUGGCUGUCGUCAGCGGCGCCUCCAACCUCUUCUCUGGCAGCGUGUUCGGGAUCAGUGGGCAUUUCCCAAUGAGGAUUUCUCAGGCCCUUAUAUCAGGCCAGGCUAUGGGAGGCACAUUGAGUGCAGUAGCAUCAAUAGCGGACCUGGCAUUGGCGAAGGAUGUGACAGACAGCGCUCUGGCCUACUUCCUGACAGCUGACAUCUUCAUCCUGCUCUGCAUCAUCACAUAUCUGCUGCUGCCCAAGCUGGCAUAUUCAAGACACUACAUGCUGGCAGCAACAUGCACCAGUUCAGGAGUUAUGAGCGAGGGGGGAGCAGCAGAGGGAGUCCCACCACUACAGCCUAUCCUCAGGAAGACGUGGGUGCUCGGCUUGAGUGUCUUCUACGUCUUCUGCAUCUCUAUCAUGGUGUUCCCUGCAGUAUCCUCAGGGAUCCAGUCUGUCCACAAAGACAGCGGCAGCCCCUGGACAACCACUUACUUUGUGCCCCUCACCAGCUUUUUCCUGUACAACGUGGCAGACUUUUGCGGCAGGCAGGCCACGGCAUGGCUGCAGGUCCCUGGUCCCACCAGCCGAGUCUUGCCUGUACUGGUGCUAUGUCGCACCAUCAUGGUGCCACUUUUCAUGUUCUGUAACUACCAGCCGAGGGACCACCUCCACACUGUGCUUUUCACUCAUGAUUUGUACCCUGUGGUCUUUAACUGCCUGCUAGGCCUUACUAAUGGCUACUUAGGCACGCUGCCAAUGAUCUAUGGUCCUAAGGUGGUACCUCGGGAGCUGGCAGAGGCCACAGGAGUGGUCAUGUCCUUCUUCCUCACUCUGGGACUGGCUGUUGGAUCUGCUUUUUCAGUGCUUAUUGUGCACUACAUCUGACCAAGCAGUUACUAAGCAAUAACUUUACAUAACAAUUUACAGUGGUAUAAUGGUAUUCAACAGGCAGUAGCUGGGCAGUGACAAAUACCAGAACUGUGACUGUGAUACAAAGUGCAUGCGACGUCAGUUGUUUACCAUGAGGGAAAAGUGCUGAUAAGCUUCUCAUUUCCACUCUUCACCAUAAAGCCAUUAUUCCUUCAUACCUCACAUUAAUGUGUGUUAUGUUUACACUGAUGUGGCUCAUGAUGUGAACCUCAGGGCUCUGUCCGCCAUGAUUUGGUCUCUACAUAUUAGAGAUCAGGAAGGUGCUUUCCAAGCAACAUGAGCAAUCUCUGUAAUCAGGGACACUUGAUCUAACAAAGCUUUUAUUUUGGACACAUUGAUUUACUUUAAAUUGGUAAAAUACUGUGGUAUAUAAUAAGUUAUGCAGAGGGUGUUAUUUUAGUUCAACUUUAAUAAAAAUAUGCAGAUGGUUGAGGGACACAGCUGGAAAACAUGGCUAAUUGUUGAUGAACAUGUGGCUGAUUCGUAUUUGCUCUGUAAACCUUGUAACUGAAUUUGAACAGACUUUAAAAACUGACCAUUUCCAGUAACAUAUUUUGGUCAUCAUAUUCAAAUGUGCACUUAGAAGUAAAGCCUUUGUCUGCUUGUUAAAUAAUUAUACCAUCUUUGCAACUUGGGCUCAAAUACCCUUCUGUUCUCUUUACUUCUCAAAAUACAAAUAAUGUACUAAAUUACCGUUAACUUUUUUUAUUUUAUUUUUUUAAGUUCAUUGUUGUACAUUAUCUGAAACAAUGUUUGAGUCCUACCUAAGUUGAUAGUGAGCUGGACUAAAGCAAAUACCUCUUAGGAGAAAUUAAUGUAGACACUUAUUGUAGUCCAUUUGGAAAGUCAGGAACAACGUGCAGAUUACAGACAGUUUUGUCCUACUAUUAUAUAUAUAUAAGUAUUGUAUAUGUAAAGUUAAGCGUAGUAUCAAGGAGUGUUCUUUAAAUGACCCAGACAUGACAGGUAUACUUGUAAAUUCAGUUUACAGCAAAAGAAAAUAAAUGGAACCAAGUGGAUUGGGAUCACUUUUAAUUGUUAAAAAUUUACAGAUGAACCGACAGUUGGCUCAGGGUUUGAAGCAGACAACAAUCGAAUUUGAGAUGUUCUGUACGUUAGAAACGCAGUGAUUUACAAACAGUAGGAAGAGUGCAAACAAUGGGAGGUACACUUAGAAUACUUACCUCCAUAUCAGCUCCUUAAAAUAACAACACAACAUCUACAAAAUAUAAAUUUUGUUUUAAGGAUCAGACAUACUGCUAAAAGUAAUGCCAGUCAUUCUUAACACACUGAGCUGUCUUCUCCUGCAGUCAGGAAUCAUAUAUAGCUUGGGCAGGGGGGAAAUCAGAGGAGUAGAAAUCUGAUGCCAUGUCAACAUUACACAUGUGAAACUUAAACACACCCAGCAAGCAAUGUAAGCUAGUAAAAGCCAAAUGCAAACCUGUGAAUCCUGACAGUGAAGCUUCGUGAUUUCUGCUCAGUGAAGCAGUAACAGGCUGAGCUAUACAUGUAAUCACUCCUCCCCAACCCCCACUCGGAAAAAAAACAUGUCCAGUCCCUUUCCACCAUGACAUCAUUCAAAACAUUAAU
Messenger RNA from Morone saxatilis (striped sea-bass), 3357 nucleotides. RefSeq names its product solute carrier family 29 member 3 (gene slc29a3). NCBI's taxonomy places the organism in Eukaryota, Metazoa, Chordata, Actinopteri, Moronidae. Gene Ontology annotation, molecular function: nucleoside transmembrane transporter activity. Gene Ontology annotation, cellular component: plasma membrane; Golgi apparatus. Gene Ontology annotation, biological process: nucleoside transmembrane transport. The transcript has 7 exons. The record is from RefSeq and is a predicted model, not a curated record. The coding region runs from base 319 to 1722 and encodes 467 amino acids.